This is a messenger RNA of Xyrauchen texanus (razorback sucker), 5507 nucleotides long. RefSeq names its product leptin receptor-like. The record is from RefSeq and is a predicted model, not a curated record. NCBI's taxonomy places the organism in Eukaryota, Metazoa, Chordata, Actinopteri, Cypriniformes, Catostomidae. Gene Ontology annotation, cellular component: external side of plasma membrane. Gene Ontology annotation, molecular function: cytokine receptor activity; protein binding. Bases 376 to 3660 code for a protein of 1094 amino acids. The transcript has 20 exons. Gene Ontology annotation, biological process: cytokine-mediated signaling pathway.
CCACUCCUUCCUCCAGAAAACUCAGCAGCGCAGCUAAACAGCAGUGCUCCAGUUGAAGAUGCCAAUUCCACAUUACAGUUCUGAAAACUCACUCUGAUGUGACAUUCAGAAGUCACGCGCCUUUCCACUUCUGCUUACGCCACUACAGACAUUAACCGCUACAGGAUGAAUAGCUGAACUGUACUCUGGAUCGGGAGCUCUGUCUGAGUGGAGUUCUAAGACGCACAUUUUGCCAACUCCGUUCAACCAGAUUCACGAAACGGCUGAAGUGCACGAUCCCAGGUGUGACAUUCUGCACGUGAUCUCAAGCAGCAUAAUAGCGAAAGAACUACUUCAUCAACAAGAUAAAUUAUGUUCAGAAUCAAGUGAAAUGAUAUGCUCUCUCUUUCCCCCAGGUUUUUCUUUAUCUGGCUUGCGCUUCUUGUGAAUUUCAUUACCAUUUCACAAGGUCUUGCUGCUGUGAGUCCCGCUGAGGGCUGGGGUGGUGUUUAUGAGGACCUGGAGUGGAAGAUUCAGCUAUGCUGUGAGCUGCCCUUAGCUCAGAGAGUGGGCAGUAAGCUUACUGCUGUUUCCAGUGGUCUUUCCGAACUCUCACCCACAGACCAGUGUCAACUGCAAAAUGCUACAAACCAAGAAUCUUCUAUUAAAUUGCAAACCCUUUCUGGAAACUGUUUAGUCAUCCUGUGCUGGCUUGAAGGUGAUCAGGCAAAUUUAAUUUGUAAUGCAAAGAGCCAUAGAGCAGCAGUUCCAGUCAGUGACAGUCUGGCCACUGGCAGCCCACAACAGUUAUUUUUAGAGAUGGGCUUACUCUUAAAUGAAACAAACUAUGCUGCCAAGUGUGCAGGGGAAAAUACUGCCACAUGCUCCAUUUCUCUUCAUGGCAACGAUGAAACCGUGUCGCUGGUCAUCAGCAUAUCAGUGAAUGGGACAUCUGCACUGUCUCCAAAGAUGCUAAUUAACACAUAUCAUCUACGAAAACCAGAUUCGCCAGUCAACCUGUAUUACAAUGUAACAACUGAGGGUGAAGUGAUAUUUGGAUGGAAUGGAACACAAACUGAAAUUGACACAAUCAGCUAUGAGGUCCGAUACUCAUCCAACUCUUCACUUCAUCACUGGGAGGUGCUGAAAGUCACAGGUCGUUCAUGGGUGCCUCUGAAUGAGCUCAGUUCUGGGAUCAGAUACAUGGUUCAAGUGCGUUGCCUAAACCAAUUUAACCACUGGAGUAAAUGGAGCCAAACUUUCUCUUUCACACUGGAUGUUAGUUACAUUCCUGCUGAGGUUUUUACCAUACCUGGGUCAGAAGUAACUGUUUACGCCAUCUUCCACAACCGCAGUUUGAGUGCCAGCAAUGCUGUGUGGAUGCUUAAUGGCCAGGUGGAGAUUCCGGAAAGCCAGUACAAGGUCAUCAAUGAGCAGGUUAGCGCAGUCACGCUGAAGGCGGACCAGCCAGGGUUUCAUACUUUGAUGUGCUGCUACUCGUUAGGAAAGGGGAUCAAAGGCAGCAUUGCAUAUGCCAAAAUUUACACAGAAGGGAUGUUUAAUGCAAAUAUUACUUGCCAGAGCAAGAAUUCAAAGGUUGACACCAUGACUUGUGAAUGGAAUAAGAGUCCUUGGGCAAUGGUCAGAUUCCUUUACAGACAAUAUAAAUCAAUGUGUGAGGAUAUAGCAAAUAUGGAGUACACUGAAGAUGGUGAAGAGUCCAUGUCUUUGGUAAAGGAAGGUGUUGGACCAGGAGACCACAGAGAGUGCACUUUAAACAACCUUAGCCUGUUCUCAUGCUACAAAAUGUGGGUGGAGGUGGAAGGUGGGCAUGGAAAAGUGAAGUCAUUUCCUGUCUAUGUUGCACCCUAUGACUAUGUGAAACCAUCUCCUCCCUCAGACUUGGAAGCAAUCACUUUACCCAAUAAAACUCUAAGUGUAUGGUGGAAACGCCCCUCUUUACCAGUUUAUGACAUGCAGUAUGAGCUGCGCUUCGUGGCUUUGCGUGGGAAGGCUGAAAUGCAAUGGGAGGCUGUUGGUCCUCUUUUAGAACCGCGAGCAGAGAUUCUGCUUGAGCAGUCCUGUGUUCAGUAUAAGGUACAAGUGCGCUGUAGAAGACUGAAUGGCUCUGGAUACUGGAGUGAGUGGAGCAAGAGUCACACUUCAACUGUUUACAACAGAAAAGCACCAGAGAUGGGACCAGACUUCUGGCGCAUUAUUCAAGAGGAUCCUGUAAGGAAUGUGAUGAAUGUCACAUUGAUCUUCAAGCCUGUCCCAGCAGAUCCAGAUAGUUGUGUGGAGGAACUUGUGAUUUUGCACCAAGCCUCAGGGGGAGCCAUGUGGUUAAAUGAAACACCUUUAGCUUCAUUUCACUCAUUCCAGUGGAGGGAAGAUGUACACACAGUUACUGUAAUGUCUCGCAAUGCUCUGGGCAUCUCUACACGGAACAGCAACAUGACACUGUUGCAUCAACCAACACGACAAUGUGUACAUUCAUUCAGUGCUGUGGCAAAUGUCAGCUGUGUUUAUCUCUCCUGGACCCUGUUAUCUGAUCAACCAGUGCCUCAGACAUUUGUCAUAGAGUGGUUAGACCUGAACAAAGACUCUGAACAGGACAGGUCUUUAACUGAAAGAUUACAAUGGCUCAGAGUGCAGUCUACCUCAAGGGAUCUCUCCCUUUGCAGACGGUUUUAUGGCUCAGAGGAGUUCACCUUGUAUCCAGUGUUUGAGGAUGGUGAGUCGGAGCCGGCACGAUGCACAGCUACCAGAGGAGACCCUGCAGCAUACAUGCUCCUAAUCAUCAUUGCUUUCCUGUCAGUAGUGCUGUUUGUCAUUCUGAUGAUCUCCCAAAACCAAAUGAGAAAGCGAAUGUGGAAGGAUGUUCCCAAUCCCAACAAAUGCUCUUGGGCAAAAGGAAUAGACUUCAGACAGAUUGACACAAUAGAGAACUUGUUCCCUCACCCAGAAGGUCUCACUGCCUGUCCACUGCUACUAGUCUCUGAGAGCACCUGUGAGGUGGGGAUCAUUGAGAAACCUCUUCCAGUUACACUUGAACAUAAAAAAGACAAAGAAGUUCUCCUUUACAACUCUGAAGACAUCGAAAGGACAAUCACCAUCUCUCCUCUUCUGGGGGACUCCUCAGAACCUCUAUCUCUGGAGGCCUCCAGUUCUGAUGCUACCCCAGAAACAUCAGGCCAGUCUUCAGUGGCGUACUCAACCAUUCUCCUCUCUGAUAAGCCUGGGCUUCUUCGAAAGCAGCAAGAGAGUCUAAGUGGUUCUAGCGAUGAAGGAAACUUCUCUGCCAACAACUCAGACAUUUCUGGCUCCUUUCCUGGAGGCCUCUGGGACCGGGAGAACCAUGUUGGCUCUGACAGCUCCAAUCCUCGCCAUUCCAGCUCUUACAACUCUGUAGAAGAGUUCUCGGAAACAUCAGAACAAGAGUAUGAAGCCUCAGAAAGCACAGGUGUAGCCAAAGACCUCAACUACCUUGGUAUGAAUGAAGAGGGGAAGGACGUGGAGAAAAAGGAAAAUGAAGAGACAGAGUUGAGUGAAAUAGUUAUGGGGGUGGAUUCAAGGCCACUUUUGGAGCACAAAAAUUCCAAGGCCAGUGAUUCGAAUGGUGCAUCUCAUAGUAUUCCUUACCUGCCUCAGUUUCGAACUGAAUGCAUUAAUCCACCCUGAUACCAUGAGAAAAGCUCCCCUGGGUGGUAAUAUAGGAUCAUGUUCUUGCUCUCUGAAUGGAGGUAGAAUACUGUAUGCAGAUGCCUCCGUUACUUUCCGCACUCAAACUGUAGCUGUCUACAGUCUUCAUCUACCAUCUUGCCCUGAACUUUUCAUGCAUUCUGGAGAAAACAGCCAAACCAUUAAUUUCAUGAGUCUCCCUCUGCCAACCCAGUGUUAUAUACCCUGUUUCAAAUGACUUUUAUGAUCAAUUUGACUCACUCCUAAUUUAUUAUACCCUUUUAAAGGCCCCGAUAUACUUCAUACGAAAUCAAAGAACAAGCAGGUGUGACGUUGUUUAGAACAAAUUCUGGCCAAAAUGUGCUUUUGCGUUCAUUUCUAUGGUUUGUAAACGGCUCGCCUAGGCGAACUUUUAGGAAAACUUCUAACCUGCUGCUAAACACCUUCUUACUGACAUUGGUCCAUGUCAUCAGUAGGUGUGACCUUAAGCUCCACCUACUUUGAGGCCAACAGCUAAUUCCGUUUAUGUUGUUCCAUCAGACAUAAUCAGUCAACAUGAACACACCGGUGUGCAGAUUUAUUAGCAAGCUGAUGCAAAAUGUACCUACAUGUGUGUGAUCUUUCGCAUAGGGACAUUUUCCAAGACCAUGUCAUGCAAUUUUUUGUUUUGCUUAAGGAUUCUACAAAAGGAAUCAAAUCUACUCUCUCUCAAGUGCUCAUUCACUGAUGUGCCAUCUGCAGCCGAAAGUCAUUCACACAUAUGCCCAUAUAAGAUGUGCCAAUCAUCAUUCUUUUGUCUGUAUUCUGCAUAUUAACACUCUUUACAAAUCCAUCUUUGCAUUAGUAUCAGUGUCAUCAUAAAUCAAAAUUUAUGUAAUUAUGAACGUUUAAUCUGCGCAUAUUGUGUUAGCUCAAAGCUUCCGUGCAUUCAGAAUGUAAACAAGACAUAUUACACAUUUUCUACUGCAUAUAUAUUACUUUAAAUCAUCAUUGAGUGGUUAAAUCGGCUUCUUUUACUGAUCUCAUGUGAAAUCUACUGCUAUAAUGUGCCAUAAAGUCAUUGAUAACACAUUUAAAUGUCUCAUUAGUUAAGGUUUUACUGUACAUUUACUGUCCUCAUAUUUAAAUGCUUCUCUAAACACCUCCUACAGUUGUUUGGGGGUGUCAGAUUGUAUGCAAAAAGUAUAAUGUUGCUCAGCUGAAGAACAUUUCCGGAAGUAAAUUGGGACCUUUAGGGUUUCAUUUGUUAAGGGCAUCCAAGCACAGUUAAACUUUGAAUGUGAUGUUUUGAUCAGCCUGUCAUUAAUGAAACUUGCUGAUUUCCAUCCUUUUAUAUUCUUUAUAUAUCUUUCAUAAGCAUUUGAAGGCUGAAAUAAAAUCUUGCACUGACCGCACUUACUGGAAUGAAGUGCUUUAACAAGAAGAGUUUGAAGAAGGACUUUCUUUAUUUCUCCCAGUGUGGCACUGAGUACACUGGUUAAGGUCAUGGUUUAGUGGCUGUUAGCACACUAUAUGUGCUUCAUAAACUACAGUUUAAAGUCCACUUUCAGAGGCGUCCAUUAAAAUAUCUACUUAGUGAAGAAAUAGCCUCUCAUGUCUACAUUUGCAUUAACUAUUCAAUAUGAAUGUACUGUAUAUUUUGUCAGUGAGGUCUGUGUUCUUUGAAAACUCAAAUAUUUUGAGUAUAAAAUCUCAUCUAUUUCAGUGUCUAUUUUUUAUAAAAUGAGGAUUGAAUGUAAAUUUCAGUUAAUAAAAUUGGUCCUAUAUGUUGCAGAGUAUCAGUAAGAAUGUGUGUUCAACAUACAAGUAUUUUUGUCUAUUUUUCUGGUCAAAAUAAACCAUUUAUU